Messenger RNA from Rana temporaria (common frog), 1955 nucleotides. It is a transcript of the gene ACSM3, whose product is annotated as acyl-CoA synthetase medium chain family member 3. The transcript is spliced from 14 exons. Gene Ontology annotation, cellular component: mitochondrial matrix. Gene Ontology annotation, biological process: fatty acid biosynthetic process; acyl-CoA metabolic process. Lineage: Eukaryota; Metazoa; Chordata; Amphibia; Anura; Ranidae. Bases 138 to 1883 code for a protein of 581 amino acids. The record is from RefSeq and is a predicted model, not a curated record. Gene Ontology annotation, molecular function: fatty-acyl-CoA synthase activity; fatty acid ligase activity.
UUGUGCAAGCUCUGCUCUGACCUCUCCCACAGUGACAAGUAACAAGAAUACUUUGAACUGAGUCAGGAAAUAGACGGAUCACAUAUCUAUGAUCUUGGCAGGCGGUCUAUUCAUCGUUUGACAAAGCAAUUGUUACCAUGAAUAUUCUUCUUAAAGUCAAGCCAUUCACCCACCAUUUCACUCCAAGAGUUUGUUGCAGAUUUUUCAGCAAGGAUAAGAUUUAUUUUGUCCCUCAAAAUUUCACAGACUAUGACCAUAUUCAACAGAUCUAUAAACCUGAGGUGCCAGAAUAUUUUAACUUUGCAAGUGAUGUCUUAGACAAAUGGACAGCUGCUGAGAAGGAUGGCACUAAGAAACCCAACCAUGCUCUAUGGUUGAUAGAUGGUACUGGAAAGGAGAUUCAGUGGAGCUUUGAAGAGCUGGGCUUCCACUCUAGAAAAGUGGCUAACAUUCUUUCUGAUGCCUGUGACCUGAAACCAGGAGACAGAGUUAUUGUCAUUUUGCCCCGGUUACCAGAAUGGUGGCUGCUUAAUGUUGCAUGUUUAAGAGCCGGUCUGGUUUUAAUUCCUGGGACAACGCAGCUUACAGCAAAAGACAUUCUACACAGACUACAGGCAUCAGAAGCAAAGUGCAUUAUUACUCACGAUGACCUGGCACCAGUAAUAGACAACAUUACAGCACAAGCUCCAUGCUUGAAAAACAAAAUGGUGGUAUCUGGAAGUCCAAGGGAAGGUUGGCUGAGUUUCCAAGAGCUUCUCCAGGCAGCUAGUGACACACACACCUGUGUGAGGACAAGGAGCACCGACCCAAUGACUAUCUAUUUCACUAGUGGAACGACCGGCGCCCCAAAGAUGACAGAACAUAGUCACUGCAGCUUUCCAAUUGGAUUAACUGUUAAUGCAAGGUAUUGGUUGGACUUGUUACCCUCAGAUGUGUUUUGGAAUGCUUCAGAUACAGGCUGGGCAAAGUCAGCUUGGAGUAGCGUAUUUUCUCCUUGGAUCCAAGGUUCAUGUGUAUUUGCCCACAGUAUGCCAAGAUUUGAUGCAGCUGUCAUUUUGGAAACACUUGUCAAGUACCCAGUCACAACAUUCUGCUCGGCUCCAACUCUUUAUCGCAUGAUGGUGCUACACAACCUUGAUAGUUAUAAGUUCAAGAGCCUUAAACACUGUGUAAGUGCUGGAGAGCCCAUCAACCCCCAGGUAAUGGAGCAAUGGAAAGCCGCCACUGGACUAGACAUUUAUGAAGGCUACGGCCAAACUGAAACUGUGCUGAUAUGUGGAAACUUCAAAGGAAUGAAAAUAAAACCUGGAUCUAUAGGGAAACCUUCGCCAGCCUAUGAUGUCCAGAUUGUUGAUGGUGGUGGCAAUAUUUUACCCUUACAUCAAGAAGGUGAUAUUGGAGUUCGGAUAUCACCCCAAAAACCAUUUUGUCUCUUUUCGCAAUACACGGGCGAACCGGAAAAAACAGCUUCAACACAAAGGGGAGACUUUUACCUUACUGGAGACAGAGCCAUAAAAGAUGAAGAUGGCUAUUUUUGGUUUGUUGGACGAUCCGAUGAUAUUAUAUUGUCCUCUGGGUAUCGUAUUGGGCCAUUUGAAAUAGAAAGUGCUCUCAUAGAACACCCCGCCGUUAUUGAAUCUGCAGUGGUCAGCAGUCCAGACCCAAUCAGAGGAGAGGUUGUGAAGGCAUUUAUUGUCCUUUCUCCUACAUACAGUGGACAGGAUCCAGGGAAACUCAUAUCAGAAUUACAGGAACAUGUCAAACAAGUGACUGCCCCCUACAAGUAUCCAAGAAAGAUUGAAUUUGUUCAGCAACUACAGAAAACAGUCAGCGGGAAGAUUCGAAGAAAUGAACUUAGAAACAAAGAAUGGGGAAAAGCCUAAAAAAACAGUAAUCACUUUUACAAAAAGUUUUAAGCUUAAAAGCGGACAAUAAAUUAGCAUUUUUUUCACUUU